AUGAAUGAUGAUCUAUGUCAAAAAUUUGAUCUUUUGAGGAUGCAUUUACCCGAUGAAUUAACCGAAACCGCAAAACGCAAUUUCGAUGAUGAUUCGGAUUUCAAAAAGUACUGCCCUAAUGGUGACUGCAAUACUGAUCUCGAAAAGUUUUCGAUUGGAUUUUUAUGGUUACUUGAACAAUGGUAUUCUGCAAUCAUAAGUAAAAAUUAUAAUGAAGAUAAUACUAAUGCAUUUUUUCUACAUAUGAUUUCAUGGUUUAGUUACAAAUUAAAGCAAAAAUCAUAUUACACAACCACCUCAUUAAACGAUUUUUAUAAUGAACAUAUAAAAAAUAAUGAUAAAUAUAGUAAAUUUAUAAGUGAUUCUGGUAGAUAUACAAAUUUUAAUGAAUUCAUAGAGAAACAAAAAGAUUUGUUUAAUAUUAAUAUUGAAGAUCUGUCUAAAUUUUAUGAUGCAUCCAAAUUAAUAUGUAGUAUGUAUGGUAAUGUUGCAACAAAUACAAAUGGCACCACCCUGUCAAAUAAUGCUACUAGUUUUGUUAAAAAAUAUACAGAGCUCAAAGGUGGCAAUAAUAUUGAAGAUACCGCACGUAGUAAAAUAUUUUCUGUUUUAUCAACUGAUUAUAAUAAUUUAAAAAAUAAAUGUAGCGAUAUUCCAUCUCUUCCAGAGAUAAAAACGACAAAGAUUUCUGUACAAAAUUCUGUAAAAAGUCCUGUGCAAAAUUCUGAACAAACCUCUGCACAAAUAUCUGAAUAUACAUCAUCAAGUUCGUCGAUAAAAAGCAAAUUAAUUCCAUUUUUAUCGAUAUUUGGUGCAAUAGCAUUUUUUUUAGGAAUCUCAUAUAAGUAUUCGUUAUUUGGAUUUCGGAAACGAGCUCAAAAACAAUAUUUAAGAGAAAAAAUAAAAAACAUAAAGAAGAGAAUGAAUCAUUAA
Plasmodium berghei ANKA is the source of this 933-nucleotide messenger RNA. RefSeq names its product BIR protein. Bases 1 to 933 code for a protein of 310 amino acids. The record is from RefSeq and is a predicted model, not a curated record. NCBI's taxonomy places the organism in Eukaryota, Apicomplexa, Aconoidasida, Haemosporida, Plasmodiidae. The transcript is spliced from 3 exons.